ACCUUUUCCCCGACCAUAUAAUCUCUCUUCAUUAACCCCUGGGGCGUGCUGCUUCUAAUUGAUUAAUUCUCUCGCCCCUCUUUUCGACUUUUCUUUUUAUCGACCACACAACAUGUAUCCAACCACAGCCCCUCUCGAUCUGGACUACUUAAAUGAUCAAUUGCUGCCACGGCGAUACGAAUCUGAUGAGGAAGAGACUUCGGAAUCGGAAUUGGGUGCCCACGACCAUGCGUUUUCGCCUGUCAAGACUGCCGGUCCCUUCGACUCGGAUACCAGCGCAGAUGAGCUUUCCAAUGUCAAUUCCCCAGAGUCGCCGGUGGACAAGUCGGCGUUUUCCCGUCUCCUGUCUGCCUACCCGCCCAGCAAACAAAGUCGACCGGUGUCCAUGGACACGGUGAAGCGAAGCAGCGGCACGACGUUUGUCCCGGACUCAUACAUCUUCGACGACGAUGACGAUGUGAUCAUCGAGCUGCCCUCGCCUACUUCGACCUCCCCCUUGCAAUCUCCUAUCUUCCUCCAGCCCACAGUCUAUCAGCCUCCUACAUCGCCACGAUCUGCGUCUCCCGCCCCGACCGCCCCGACCGACUCGGACGACGAGACGGACGUGCUCGUCGCCGAGCAGGUCACCUUUGUGGAACCCAGCGCCAAACCUAAUCUAAUUCUAAUCAGCCCCGUCACGGACGGACCAGUGGUCGACGAGCCGGAGCCAAUGUCUGCAGUUUCUGUGGAUGUACCCAACCGCUUCCCACCCCGUCAAGGGCUCUACUCUUUGAAUCAGUGCACCAAAUCACAACCCAUGUUGAGCGACAAACGACCCGACUACUUGGCGCAUAUGAAGCGCGGCAGUUUGCAGUUGCACAGCAAGUAUGCGAAACAAAAGCCCAGACGGGCCGAUACGGACCCCUUCACAAUCCCCAGAACUCUGGCGGAUGUCCCUGAAACGUCCCAGCCGAUGGCCUUGCGCUCGCGGUCCAUGACUUGGAACCGACCACAGACUUCCGCCGAAAGCACAUCGAACCGCGGACCCAAAGCGGGUACCCUCCGCCGUCCGCCGUCCAUGCAAAACGUCGGUGGCGGUUACACGCUUUUCCCGAACACCAGACGCACACUGGGUUAUCCCAACGAAGAGUUCCACGCGCGAUCCUCCUCCCUGUCCUACUCGAUUGCCAGCUCCGACGUCAGCCAACCUCCAUCCCGCACAUCCAGCCCGGCGCCGUAUUACUCGUCACCGACGUUCAACCGACAUCGGUCCGGAUCUAAUUACAGUGUGUCGAGCGUUCCAGGCAACAUCAGCCAGCGACCUCCGGUGCGCCACUCGAUGAUGAAAAGCUCGACAUCAUCCAGCAUGUACUCGGCGAGUAGCCUGCGGUCGGAAGUGGAGAGCGUGUACAGCAUGGACCCACGGGAGGUGGCAGAGCCGGAUGCCAAGGCGGCGCGGCGGAAGAAGAGUUUUCGGCGCAGCAAACAACCGAAGAUGGAGAGUACCGAGCCGCUCCCGACCACCCCCAAGAGUUUCAUGGGCUUCAUGUUACGAGGCCGGAGAAAGUCCACCAUUCAAAAGUAAUGCUUAAUUUGUUUACCUGGGGACUAGUGUUUCAGGUUCAUCUGUUUAAUAACUUUUUGGGAAGGUUCAUGAGGCGUUUGGUUAGCGAUACGGUUGGGAUGGCGGCUUUGUUUACUGCACUGGAUGCUUUGAUAAUUUCUUCUCUUUACAUUUGGAUGUUUAUAAUUAGUGUUAUGGUCCCGGAGCAGGCCCAAUGGACACGAUGAACAUAUGCCAUAUACUAUAUACCAUAUACUUUGCCU
Aspergillus sclerotioniger CBS 115572 is the source of this 1806-nucleotide messenger RNA. RefSeq lists its product as uncharacterized. Lineage: Eukaryota; Fungi; Ascomycota; Eurotiomycetes; Eurotiales; Aspergillaceae. The record is from RefSeq and is a predicted model, not a curated record. The transcript has a single exon. Bases 113 to 1564 code for a protein of 483 amino acids.